Molecule: messenger RNA, 1137 nt
Organism: Kluyveromyces marxianus DMKU3-1042
Lineage: Eukaryota; Fungi; Ascomycota; Saccharomycetes; Saccharomycetales; Saccharomycetaceae
Gene: ARC1
Product: Arc1p
Exons: 1
Coding region: 1-1137 (378 amino acids)
Cellular component (GO): methionyl glutamyl tRNA synthetase complex
Molecular function (GO): tRNA binding
Source: RefSeq, a predicted model, not a curated record
AUGUCAUCUGAUUUAUUGAAUAAAUUCUCUGCUUUAUCUAUUGCAGAACCAACCUUGACCCAAGAACAAAAGGGUUUGCAAGCACAAUGGGACUCUGUUGCGAAGUCUGGUAAUGUUCAAGGUAGCAUUGACGAGUUGAACCUACAUUUGAGAGACCACAGUUUUGUUUUGGGUACUGCUAAGCCAAGCGUGAGCGACGUUUUGUUGUUCGAACAUGUUUUGCCAGUGGUUAAGGAAAUCACUCAUUCUUCGAAGGAUGUGAAGGGCAACUACGCCAAGUACAGACACGUUUUGAGAUGGGCCCAAUACCUAGACUCUCUGUUACAAUUGGAUGACUUGAAGUUGAACUUGGACUUGGAUCUUCCUCGUGAAGUGAUCGAGAAGAAGAAGAAGGAAGCCUCUGGCGAGGGUGCUGCUGCUGCUCCAGCAGGUGACAAGAAGGACAAGAAGGAGAAGAAGGAGAAGAAGGACAAGGGUGGUGACAGCAAGCAGCCAAGAGGUAAGCCAGACGAAGAGACUUUGAAGAAGUUGAGAGAGGAGGCCAAGGCCAAGAAGGCUGCUAAGAAGGCUGCCAACGCACAACAAGAACAAGCCAAGGCUCAAGAGCAAGCCAAGAUCUCUGCUGGUGUCAUUGACUUCCGUGUUGGUUUCAUCCAAAAGGCUAUCAAGCACCCAGAUGCCGACUCCUUAUACGUUUCCACCAUCGAUGUUGGUGACGAAGAGGGCCCAAGAACCGUUUGUUCUGGUUUGGUCAAGUACUUCCCAUUGGAAGCCAUGCAAGAGCGUUACGUUGUUGUUGUAUGCAACUUGAAGCCAGUGAACAUGAGAGGUAUCAAGUCUACUGCCAUGGUUUUGUGUGGUUCUGACGAAAACAGCGUUGAGUUUGUCGAGCCACCUGCUGGAUCCAAGGCCGGUGACAAGGUAUUCUUUGAAGGUUUCGGCGACGAAGAGCCUCUAAAACAAUUGAACCCAAAGAAGAAGAUCUGGGAGCAAUUGCAACCACACUUCACCACUAACGAGCAACUUGAGGUUAUUUUCAAGGAUGAUGAGGACAAGGACCACCCAGUUAGAAAGCUAACAAACAAGAACGGCGAUGUGUUCAAGGUCGCUUCCAUUUCUAACGCUUGUGUUCGUUAG